Dictyostelium discoideum AX4 is the source of this 1134-nucleotide messenger RNA. RefSeq lists its product as hypothetical. The transcript has 2 exons. The coding region runs from base 1 to 1134 and encodes 377 amino acids. The record is from RefSeq and is a predicted model, not a curated record. NCBI's taxonomy places the organism in Eukaryota, Evosea, Eumycetozoa, Dictyosteliales, Dictyosteliaceae.
AUGUUUGGCUCGAAAUCGAACUUUAUUUUAUUAAUAAUAACAACAUUAAUUUGUAUUUCAUUGACUCACUGUAAAUCAUUCACACCUUCGUUACUAUCCUCUUCUUCAUCAUCAUUUUCUUCUUCUUCUUCUUCAAAAAAUAAAUAUUUAUAUUCAAUUUCAAGUGUAAACCCAAAUAUAGAAUCAGGUCAAAUUGUUUUAGUUAUAGACCCAUUAACAAAUGAAGUUAUUAAAAAUAAAACAGUUUAUAUACCCUAUCGUAUAAUAGAUUUAUUAGAUGUUGAUGAGAGUUCAAAUAGUUUAUUAUUUUUUUGUUUAAUUAAUGAUGCAAAAAAUUUAUUAUUAUCAUUAAAUUUAGAUACAUUUGAAUUUAAAGAGAUUGGUGGAACUUAUGGUGGAUGGGAUUAUACAUAUGCUAGACAACCUUAUAUCUUUGUAAAUGAUAAUGUAUUCUUACCAGCGAAAUUAUCAUUUUAUAAUGCUACAGGUUUAACAGUACUUCAUUGGGAUUUCACAGAUAAGAAUUCAAAGGGUGGAUCAUUUAAAGUCAUUGAGAUUCCAAUCGAUGAUUUCGAUGUAGAAUCUGGAAUUCCAUCAAUGGGUGGAUACGAUUAUGUGAAUGAUUUAUUAUAUGUAACUUAUCAAUCUUUAAAUGACCUUUCAGAGAAUAACUCAACAUCAAUUGUUUGCUUUAACCCAUUCUCAAGUGACACAAAUUCAACUCAUAAAAUUCAUACUGGUAUUACCGAUUUAAUUCCAGGUUAUAUUCAUUUACUUUUCACUGAUCAAAAUGAAGGUGGUUCUCUUUAUGCUCUUUCAAAAUCAUUCAAUACUCAAAGUUCAAUUGAAGUUUGUAAAAUCAAUUUCCAAACUAAUAAUUGUGAUCAAAUUUUAUCAAAAGAAAUGGGUGCCUAUUAUAAUAGUUUCGAUUAUAGACCUUAUUUCAUUGGUGGUCCCCAAAAUUCUGAUUUAAUCCUUUUGGAAUUCACUGAAAAAAAUGCAAAACCUUUUAUAAACUUUCAAUCUGUAAAUUUAUUAACUUGGAAUGAAUCUUCUCCAACUUUACUUUCAAAUUAUUGGACCUCAACUUUUGGUCCAACUUAUUUAACUUUUACUUUUUUCGCUUAUAUUUAA